AUGUCUUCACAACAUCCAACCUUUCAUAAAAUUCAAUUCGUUCCUGCUGCAACUGCUUCGAAACAUCUCAAACAACUCUCCUCUCUUCAACAACAGAGUUCAAACUCCAACUCCCGACCACAACAUUCGAAUUUUGAAUGUGGUCGAUUUUUACCUUCUCGUUUUCAAUCACAAUUUAUACAAUUUCAAUUGACCGAACACGAAUUUACACAAUGUAUCGUAAGAGCCAACCGAAUUGUUCAUGAAUUUCAACACAUGAUGAAUCGUUUGGAUGAAACCAAUUCUUCCGAAGGCAACUCCCAAAAUGGAAAGUUGUUCAAAAUUCUUGCAUGGUUGUCGAGUCUUCCUUCAUGUGGACUCUCUCUCCUCAUUCUAUAUCAUUUAUGGCCCAAAUUGAAAAAAAGAAAACGUUUAGAAAAGAUCCAACAACUCCGUGUGCUCUGUAAACAAAAACUCGAACAAUUCAUUGAAGAAGAAAAUGAAACUUUUUCAGAAAAGGAAAUUCGUUUGGAAUUGGUCUUUGGACCUGUUCAGUAUCCCAUUCUGAAUGAAGACGACAAUGAACUGAUGGAACCUCAUACAACCUUGUCACAACGUUCUCAUUCUAUGGAUGGAAUGACUGAAAUGGUUGAAACCAUGAGUAACGAUGGAGAUGCAGCAGAUUCCAAUUCGUAUGAAGAUCCUUUCACAACUGUCAAUGAAAAGCGUAUGGAUCAUAGUUUAGAAGAUCAUGAUGAGAAAUUUUCCAUCAAGAAUCAACAACAUGAUGAUUACAAUGAUGGAAGUUAUAUUUUGAAGAGAAAUGCAAAAAGUGAAUUAACCAAAAGUCAAUUAUUGAAAGGAUUGAUCAAGUCACCUCGUCGACAUUAUCAUUUAUCGUCACAAGACACCAAAUCGAGUGGUACCACUUCAACAGCACCUGAAAAUAGUUCUUCUUGUCUAUCCACAGCUCAUUCACACAUCACAAAACUUCCAACUAUUGAAAUAUUUGAAGAAAAUCAAGUGCCACACAUUCGAUUUAUUUCAAACAAUCGAAAAAGUGUGUAUUUAAUGGAUUAUUAUCGAACGGCUCAACGAGAUUCUUCAAAUUUGAAUUCUCCAGCCUUGUUGUUUAAGAGAAACUUUUCCGAUGUGGAAGAAAUGUCAGGUAGUUUGAAUGAGGAGAAUAAUUUAUUUCCAUCGGAAUUGAAGGGAGUGCAAUUUGAUUAUACGAAUUUCCAUCCAUUGAAUCCUUAUCGAAAAAUUUAA
Molecule: messenger RNA, 1248 nt
Organism: Naegleria lovaniensis
Lineage: Eukaryota; Heterolobosea; Eutetramitea; Acrasida; Naegleriidae
Exons: 1
Coding region: 1-1248 (415 amino acids)
Source: RefSeq, a predicted model, not a curated record